UUCAAGAUGGCGGCCGGGACUAAUCAUAGAGACUGCGGACCUUUCUGUGACCUACAAGGACUCGUCUCCCACCACCCCGCUCAUCUUCGUCCUGUCCACGGGAACAGACCCCGCGGCGGAUCUCUACAAGUUUGCUGAGGAGAUGAGAUUCUCCAAGAAACUUAACUCCAUCUCUCUGGGACAGGGACAGGGUCCACGUGCUGAAGCCAUGAUGCGCGGGAAGUGGGUGUUCUUCCAGAACUGCCAUCUCUCCCCCAGCUGGAUGCCCACACUCGAGCGGCUCAUCGAGAACAUCGACUCUGACAAGGUCCACCGUGACUUCCGGCUGUGGCUCACCUCCAUGCCCAGCCCCAAGUUCCCUGUACCCAUCCUUCAGAACUCCUCCAAGAUGACAGUAGAACCGCCACGAGGCAUCAAGGCCAACCUGCUCAAGUCUUACACCGGCUACAACGACGACUUCUUGAACUCAUGUACCAAGUACUAAGGUCUGUGGACUAUCAGACUGAGCAGAAGCCUUACCAGUGCCUGUAGAGUGAGGAUGUCUCCCCAGGACCGAGAUGACAGCCAAUGAGGG
This is a messenger RNA of Branchiostoma belcheri (Belcher's lancelet), 574 nucleotides long. RefSeq names its product dynein heavy chain 1, axonemal-like. The record is from RefSeq and is a predicted model, not a curated record. Gene Ontology annotation, cellular component: dynein complex. Gene Ontology annotation, molecular function: dynein intermediate chain binding; dynein light intermediate chain binding; minus-end-directed microtubule motor activity. Gene Ontology annotation, biological process: microtubule-based movement. The transcript has 4 exons. NCBI's taxonomy places the organism in Eukaryota, Metazoa, Chordata, Leptocardii, Amphioxiformes, Branchiostomatidae. Bases 143 to 484 code for a protein of 113 amino acids.